Molecule: messenger RNA, 1422 nt
Organism: Dovyalis caffra
Lineage: Eukaryota; Viridiplantae; Streptophyta; Magnoliopsida; Malpighiales; Salicaceae
Source: the annotation of a GenBank genome assembly
AUGAAUGUGAUGCGUAGAUUAAAGAGCAUUGCUUCUGGUCGAACUUCUAUAUCAUCUGAUCCUGGUGGGGAUGCUGUAACAAAGAGGGCUAAGGUUGAUCAAGAAAUAGAACGAAAGAUUGAUGGGGAAUCGUAUUUAGUUGAAAGUAGUGUCACAGAUCACGAGCAGCAUAUGGCUUCUACAUCACAGGAAAAUGCUGCCAGCACAUCCAACAUUAUUUCAGUGACAAGAACAGAAAAAUCAAGCUAUGAUCAGCUUCCAAAAGAGAUGCAUGAAAUGAAGAUCAGAGAUGACAAAAACACUAAUCAUGACGAAAAGGACAUGGAAGCUGCCAUUGUGAGUGGCAACGGGACAGAAACUGGUCAAGUUAUUGCAACCACAGUUGGUGGUCGGAAUGGACAACCAAAGCAGACAAUCUCAUAUAUGGCAGAGCGUGUGGUUGGCACAGGUUCAUUUGGUGUUGUCUAUCAGGCUAAAUGCCUUGAAACCGAUGAAGCUGUUGCAAUAAAGAAGGUAUUGCAGGAUAAGAGAUACAAGAACAGGGAACUUCAAAUCAUGCGCCUCCUUGACCAUCCUAAUGUCGUUCUGCUGAAACACUGUUUCUAUUCUACUACUGAAAAAGAUGAACUAUAUCUUAACCUUGUUCUUGAGUAUAUAUCCGAAACUGUCCAUCGAGUUUCAAGGCACUUUAACAGGAUGAACCAUCAACACAUGCCCAUUAUAUAUGUUCAACUGUAUACAUACCAGAUUUGUCGUGCACUAAAUUACUUGCAUCAUGUCGUUGGGGUGUGCCAUCGUGACAUCAAGCCACAGAAUUUAUUGGUCAAUCCCCAUACCCAUCAGCUAAAGAUAUGUGAUUUUGGUAGCGCAAAGAUGCUGGUGCCAGGCGAACCCAAUAUAUCUUAUAUUUGCUCACGGUAUUAUAGGGCACCGGAACUUAUAUUUGGGGCUACAGAGUACACAACUGCGAUUGAUAUCUGGUCUGUUGGUUGUGUCUUGGCUGAACUUCUUCUUGGACAGCCGCUUUUUCCUGGGGAAAGUGGUGUUGAUCAACUGGUGGAAAUUAUCAAGGUGCUGGGCACACCAACCCGAGAAGAAAUUAAGUGCAUGAAUCCCAAUUACACAGAAUUCAAGUUCCCUCAGAUCAAGGCUCACCCGUGGCACAAGAUAUUUCACAAACGAAUGCCCCCUGAAGCAGUGGAUCUUGUAUCAAGGCUGCUUCAGUAUUCACCAAACCUGCGGUGCACUGCUUUGGAGGCAUGUGCUCACCCCUUCUUUGAUGAUUUGAGAGAUGCAAAUGCAUGCUUGCCUAAUGGGCGUGCACUACCUCCUGUAUUCAAUUUUACUGCCCAAGAGUUGGCUGGGGCAUCUGCUGAACUGCGACAACGUCUCAUUCCAGAGCAUGCAAGAAAAGAAAAUUGA